Molecule: messenger RNA, 1536 nt
Organism: Papaver somniferum (opium poppy)
Lineage: Eukaryota; Viridiplantae; Streptophyta; Magnoliopsida; Ranunculales; Papaveraceae
Product: feruloyl CoA ortho-hydroxylase 1-like
Exons: 3
Coding region: 231-1340 (369 amino acids)
Source: RefSeq, a predicted model, not a curated record
UACAUCUAAUAUUAACAUAAUCCAGUUUAGACUAAACACAUGAAAAUCUAGAAAGAUCGUACUUACGCUCUCCCCAUCCAUGCAUCUAUAAAAGCCCUUCGGUGUCUACCAUAAUCGAUCAAAAAAGCCACAGUUAUUACUUCUACCAAUAGUACUAAUAUAAAUCUCUCAGUUAUUUCUCUCUUUUUCUCAUCAUCAAACUUGAUAACGAAACCUGUUUAUUGAUCAGUAUGGGUGAUAUUGCUUUCGAUUUUGAGAAAGAAUCCGACGUAUUCGAAUUUGUUGUAAAAAAAGGUCAUGGUGUUAAAGGUUUAGCUGAUACUGGUUUAACAACUGUACCACCAAGGUAUAUUCAUCCACCGUCAGAGCGUAUCGAUCGUAAAGAUACAAUCGAUUCUGCACCUUUUUUAAGUUCUCCUAUCGACAUAUCAGCUUUACUGGAGGAAGGUGAUGUUGAUAGUGAGAAGAGGAGUGAAGUCAGUAAGAAGUUAUGUGAAGCUGCUGAAAAACUCGGGUUUUUUCAGGUAGUGAAUCAUGGUGUUUCUCAUGAAGUUAUGGAGAAUGCUAAGCGUGCUGCUCAUUUUUUCUUCAACCAACCCCGGGAGAGAAAACUGGCUUACUCUAAAGAAAACUCACCAUGCCCAACCCAUGUUUUCUGCGGUACCAGCUUCUCUCCUCAAGCUGAAAAAUCCUUGGAAUGGAAAGAUUAUUUAAGCAUGGUCUACAUUUUUGACGAUGAACAUGUUCGAAAGUUUUGGCCUGAGGAAUGCCGGGAUGCUGCUGUUGCUUAUCUAAAAUCAGCCGACAAAAUGAUACUUGCCAUGUUGAGUGCCCUUCUAAAAGGAUUGGGUGUAGAAAUUGAUGACUCCACGAUCCGAUCCUACACUGGUGCUAGAGCUGUAAACAUGAAUUUCUACCCACCUUGUCCAAAUCCUGAUCUGACAGUUGGUGUCGGACGACACUCUGAUCUUGCUGCCCUCACGAUUCUCUUGCAAGAUGAUAUUGGUGGUCUCUUCGUUAGGGCUCAAGACAAAGGGUGGAUUGAGAUCCCACCGGUCGAAGAUGCACUUGUCAUCAACGUUGGUGACACCCUAGAGAUACUGAGCAAUGGUAGGUACAAGAGUGCUGAACACAGGGCAUUGGCCAGUAACACAAGAGCCAGGGUUUCGGUGCCGAUUUUCGUGAGCCCAAUUCCUCCAACCCCUGUAGGACCACUUCCAGGGCUGGCUGAGAAAGACGGAAAGACGGUGUACAGACAGAUGUUGUUUGGGGAAUACAUGGAGAACUAUUUCGGAAAUGGUCACCAAGGCAAAGCUACACUAGAUUUUGCUAAAGUCUAGUUGCAUCAACCAAAACUUAAUUUAUGAUGAAUUGAUGACAGAUGAGUUACAAAUUACACUACAGUAUUUUAAUAAACAUAAAAUAAAAAAUUUAGUGUGGCAGUUGGAUUAAAAAGAAUACUUCGUAAAUUAAGUUAUUAUUUCUUACCGAAUAAAUCAGUGAUUAUCUAGUAAAAUCAAGUUUCUUGUUGUGUGA